AUGGCAACAAAGCUAGAGACCAGACCACUUGGGCGAGGCGGCCCUCUUGUAUCUACAAUUGGGUUCGGGGCCAUGGGUCUUAGCUCAAUGUAUGGCCAAGGAGGCUCUGAUGAAGAACGCUUCAAAGUGUUGGAUCGCGCCCACCAACUUGGCAACACAUUCUGGGACACGGCAGAUGUCUAUUUCGACAGCGAAGACCUCAUCGGUAGGUGGUUCAAGAGAACUGGGAAGCGACCUGACAUCUUUCUCGCUACCAAAUGCGGUGCCGUCAUGGAUGCAAAUGGCAACAGCUCAAUCCGUUCAGAUGGCGAAUACAUCCAUCAGGCUUGCGACAAGUCCCUCGAGCGACUGGGAGUGUCGCAUAUUGACCUCUUCUAUCUUCAUAGAUUGAAUAGAGAAACUCCUGUUGAGACGACCGUCAAAGCCAUGGCCGAGUUGAAGCAGCAAGGCAAGAUCCAUCAUCUUGGCCUCUGCGAAGUUUCGGCCAAAACACUUCGUCGUGCCCACGCUGUGCAUCCCAUAACAGCCAUUCAAGUCGAAUAUAGUCCAUUCUCAGUGGACAUUGAGAGCCCCCAGAUUGAUGUUUUGAGAACAGCGAGGGAGCUUGGGGUGGCCGUCGUGGCAUAUGCUCCCCUCGGCCGAGGCAUUCUCACCGGGCAGAUCCGAUCGCCCGAUGACUUUAGCGACAAUGACUUUCGGAAGAACCUGCCCCGUUUUUCCAAAGAAAACUUCCCCAAGAAUUUGGAACUUGUCAACAAGAUCGGGAGUAUUGCAUCAACUAAAGGCUGCACUCCAGGUCAAUUGACGCUUGCAUGGCUGCUCGCACAAGGUCAUGACAUCUUUCCGAUUCCGGGUACAAAGAAGAUCAAAUACCUUGAAGAAAACCUUGGUGCGGUCCAUGUCAAGCUCACGAAAGAAGAGGAAGCCGAGAUCCGAAAGGCAAUUCGUGAGACCGAGGUUGCGGGAGGCCGCUACACCGAUGCGUAA
Molecule: messenger RNA, 987 nt
Organism: Metarhizium acridum CQMa 102
Lineage: Eukaryota; Fungi; Ascomycota; Sordariomycetes; Hypocreales; Clavicipitaceae
Cellular component (GO): cytoplasm
Source: RefSeq, a predicted model, not a curated record